AGAGAGUUAUCAAUCACCAGCGUUCGUGGCUUGGUAUCGCAAUUUCCCCUCAAUUGGCCUUUAUUUUUCUGAGAGCGCCUGUGGUUAUAGCGCGAUUCUCCGCAGCUACAAAGCAGUCGAUCCCGAGCUUGCGGCAUGGCGCUCCUCCAAUUUAAGGCCCCGGUGAAGUAUUCGGAGCAAAAGGAAGUUUUAAAAGACUUCCUCGAACACUUUAAGACGUUGGAGUCUGCGUCUGAAUCUGCAGCUACCGAGGCAAUUGAAGGUCUGCACAUCGAUGAAGACGACUUGAGCGAUGAUGACGAGCUUAUGGAUGAGAUUGACGGCAAUGCGCGAACUAGACGAACAGCAGCAAAGCAAAGAAAAGAGCCUAAAUUGAAAUACAUGCAAAUCCUGCAAGAUGUAGCCGACCGGGUGAAGAGCAACAUUGUCAUUGAGCUCGAUGAUUUGGAUACGUUUGUCAAAACACUACCUGAUGGAGUUCAUUCCGACCUCGUUGAAAGUGUCGAGAACAAUGCGAAACGCUAUAUUGACGUGUUUUCCGAUGUCGUUGACGAAGUGAUGCCUAAGGAAACGCGAGAAGUGUCAUUCAAAGAUGACGUUCUUGAUAUCAUCAUGUCACAGCGUGAAAAACGAAACGAGACGAUGUCAUUGGCAGCUGAAGCUAACAUCGAUGUCGGAAUGCCCCCAUCGAUAUUUCCGCCCGAACUGACCCGACGGUAUACGCUGAAUAUUAAACCCCGGACACCUUCUGGUUCUAGCAGUGAGCGAAGUUCCAAAGCAUUGGCGGUACGAAACGUCAAGGGAGAGCAUCUGGGAAAGUUAAUCACCGUUCGAGGUAUAACGACUCGAGUGUCGGACGUUAAGCCUUCUGUUAAAAUCAACGCUUACUCGUGCGAUCGUUGCGGAUCGGAGGUUUUCCAGCCGGUUACCACAAAACAGUUCAUGCCCCUUCAAGAAUGUCCUUCCGAGGAAUGUACGAAAAACCAGUCAAAAGGUCAAUUAUUUAUGUCCACUCGAGCAUCGAAGUUUAUUCCGUUUCAAGAGGUCAAAAUUCAAGAAAUGGCGGACCAAGUUCCUGUUGGACAUAUUCCUCGGACGCUUACUGUGCAUUGCCUAGGAAGCCUGGCCCGGCAAUUAAACCCCGGUGACGUGGUAGAUAUUGCUGGCAUCUUCCUUCCGACACCUUACACGGGAUUCAGAGCUAUCCGUGCUGGCCUCUUAACUGACACAUAUUUAGAGGCACAGCAUAUUACGCAACACAAGAAGGCAUACGAGAAUCUGCAAAUGGAUCCUCGUACAUUGCGCCGGAUAGAACAACAUAUACAUUCCGGUAAUAUGUAUGAAUAUUUGUCACGUUCGAUUGCCCCUGAGAUUUACGGCCAUUUGGACGUGAAGAAGGCAUUACUUUUGCUUUUGAUUGGAGGCGUUACGAAGGAAAUGGGCGACGGCAUGCGGAUCCGUGGCGAUAUUAAUAUCUGUUUGAUGGGUGACCCCGGUGUGGCCAAGUCACAAUUACUCAAGUAUAUUGCAAAAGUUGCGCCGCGUGGUGUAUACACCACAGGUCGUGGAAGCAGUGGCGUAGGUCUUACUGCGGCAGUCAUGCGCGAUCCCGUCACGGACGAGAUGGUUCUUGAGGGUGGCGCUUUGGUUCUCGCAGACAAUGGUAUUUGCUGUAUCGAUGAAUUCGAUAAAAUGGACGACGGCGACAGGACAGCGAUCCACGAAGUAAUGGAACAACAGACAAUAUCUAUAUCCAAGGCAGGAAUAUCGACAACUCUUAACGCCCGUACAUCCAUCCUAGCAGCAGCUAACCCGCUAUACGGACGCUAUAAUCCUCGAGUAUCGCCAGUAGAAAACAUCAAUCUUCCAGCCGCCCUUCUAUCCCGUUUCGACGUCCUAUUCUUAAUGCUCGACACACCCUCUCGUGAUGCAGAUGAAGAGCUCGCUCACCACGUCACAUAUGUGCACAUGCACAACAAACACCCUGAAAAUGAGGAGAAUGAAGUAAUAUUUACCCCCAAUGAAGUACGACAGUAUAUCGCCAAAGCUCGAACUUUCCGCCCCACCGUUCCGAAGCAAGUCUCUAACUAUAUGGUGGGUUCUUAUGUCCGUCUCCGACAAGAUCAAAAAUCAGAGGAAGGGAGUAAAAAGCAAUUUUCACACACCACUCCUCGAACGUUGCUUGGUGUUUUGCGCCUUUCUCAGGCUCUGGCUCGUCUACGUUUCAGCAACCAAGUCAUUACAGAGGACGUGGACGAGGCUCUCCGCCUAGUUGAAGUUAGCAAAUCUAGCCUGUAUAUGGAUAGUCAGGGCGCUGCAGACCAGACCCCGACCAGUAAGAUCUACAAUUUGAUCCGAGGUAUGCGGGAGAGCGGUGCGGCUGCUACUGGUGAUGGAGGAGAUGGAGAGUUGAGCAUAAGAAAGAUCAGAGAGAGAGUAUUGGCAAAGGGAUUCACCGAGGACCAGCUGAGUGAGGCCAUUGAUGAAUAUGCCGGUCUAUAUGUUUGGCAAGUCACCGGAAACGGGUCGAAGCUCGUGUUCAUUGAAGGAGCUGAAGACGAUGAUAUGGAUAUGUAAAGUCAAGAUUCUUUUGUCGAAAAUGAAUUGAGUAUAACCC
Molecule: messenger RNA, 2617 nt
Organism: Coccidioides posadasii C735 delta SOWgp
Lineage: Eukaryota; Fungi; Ascomycota; Eurotiomycetes; Onygenales; Onygenaceae
Gene: MCM7
Product: Mcm2-7 hexameric complex component
Biological process (GO): DNA replication; DNA strand elongation involved in DNA replication; DNA replication initiation
Cellular component (GO): nucleus; MCM complex
Molecular function (GO): single-stranded DNA binding; single-stranded DNA helicase activity; ATP binding
Source: RefSeq, a predicted model, not a curated record